AUGCCCCACCAAAGCGAAAUUGCCUUUGGCUUCCUGGACCCGCAAGUUGUUGUUCGUGGGUGCCAUUUGAUUCCUGCCUUCAGCCAUGGACGCACAACCGAAUAUCUACCGAAAUCAAUCGCUCGCCCUGAAGCAGCAUCGGAUCAAGACUGGCGGUUUUAUUAUGUGAACAUGUUGUCGAUCGAGACAUGCUUAUGCGAUACCACAAAACGGCAACGGCAACGGCAACUUGCCGACCUUCGACACAAUCUCUUUGGCCGGCAUCCUGGCCGUCUUUUGUACUCUCGCUACCGCCCCGACCCAGCUCCGAUUUGCAAACCGAACCGCCUCCCGCUCUUCCGCCCGUUAAACCGUGACAUAAAAACGGGUCCGCAAACGCUCAAGAACGCAUCUCGGUCGCCUUCAACGACUGCUUCAGAACUCGCCGCCACUUUCUCAGCACUCGGGUUGACGAUGGCCGUUGUCACCGUCACCGUCACCCAUCACCCACAUUCACCAGCGGCGAGCGAUGAGCAUUGCCGCAUCCGGCCACGGGCCGGCCCGUUCUCAAGAUUGGACACUCCAUUGACUGUUGGCGUCGUCUGCGCCAGCACCGAUCGCAUUGCAACGGCCAAACCUUCACUCUGCUACUGGCUUUUGCCGUCCCCAGUCGUAUUCUGCUUGAACGAAUCAUCCACGACUACUUCGAUUUCAUCUGCCACAGCUGGCUGGGCGCAGUCUACUGCCAAUUUUGCGACCAACGACAUUUUGAAUACUUCGACGCUGAAAGCUGCGGGCCCUUAG
Messenger RNA from Mycena indigotica, 783 nucleotides. RefSeq lists its product as uncharacterized. The transcript has 6 exons. NCBI's taxonomy places the organism in Eukaryota, Fungi, Basidiomycota, Agaricomycetes, Agaricales, Mycenaceae. The coding region runs from base 1 to 783 and encodes 260 amino acids. The record is from RefSeq and is a predicted model, not a curated record.